Molecule: messenger RNA, 725 nt
Organism: Pseudoliparis swirei
Lineage: Eukaryota; Metazoa; Chordata; Actinopteri; Perciformes; Liparidae
Product: transmembrane protein 42-like
Exons: 3
Coding region: 69-572 (167 amino acids)
Source: RefSeq, a predicted model, not a curated record
AGUCAUCGAUUUCAGGUCGCAUUUUAUUUUGGAAAUCUCGGUAUCGCGUCCGCGUGCUUGAGGUGUUGAUGUGUGUAACUACCACAGCCUCCUCUUCCGGUGUUGUGUGUCCCUCCGACAUGAUUUCAGGGACCGUUUGCGCGCUGUUGGCGGGCUGUUUGGGGUCCGCGGCCUCGCUGUCCGCCAAGCUGUCCCUCGGGGCGGACUACCUGAGGGACAUGUGUGAGGGGAGGCUCAGCGGCGGGACUCGAACCCACGCCGGAGCUUCGGCCUGUGACUGGCUCCACCUGCCUCUGCGGCUGCUGUGCGGCAGCCUGCUGGUCGCCUGCAACGCCGUCAUGUGGACCUUCUUCUCCAAGGCCCUGCGGCACUGCUCCUCCUCGGCCCGAGCGACCGUCACCGCCGCCGCCUCCAACUUCAUCUCCUCGGCCGUCCUGGGGAGGCUGGUGUUUGGAGAGCGCCACGCAGCUCUGUGGUGGGCGGGCAUCGGCCUCACGCUGCUCGGGCUGCUGCUGCUGCACGGGGCCGCGCCGCAGACCGCCGCGCCGGAGGACGACAAGAAGGACCGGUAGCCCACAGAGAGACGGCCAUGUGUCCCAGAAGCGAUGGUACAUCCCAUCAGGGAGAAACCAACUGACACCGGACCCUCGAUGCGGCACAUUGAAGGAGCCGAUCGCUCCGUAUCCACGGAGCAGAGCGCCACUGAUUCUGCAAUUUAUAUAUAU